AUGGCCGUCGGAAAGAACAAGAGGAUUUCGAAGGGAAAGAAGGGAGGGAAGAAGAAAGCGGCUGACCCUUUUGCUAAGAAGGACUGGUAUGAUAUCAAGGCGCCGUCAUUGUUUAACACCAAGAAUAUUGGGAAAACGCUAGUUACUCGAACUCAGGGUACUAAGAUUGCUUCUGAAGGACUCAAGCAUCGUGUAUUCGAGGUUUCACUGGCUGACCUUCAAGGUGAUGAGGAUCACGCAUUCAGGAAGAUUCGUUUGAGAGCUGAGGAUGUUCAGGGAAAGAAUGUUCUCACAAACUUCUGGGGCAUGGACUUUACUACAGACAAAUUGAGGUCUCUUGUCAGGAAAUGGCAGUCACUAAUUGAGGCUCAUGUUGAUGUCAAGACUACCGACAACUAUACUUUGAGGAUGUUCUGCAUUGCCUUCACCAAGAAGCGUGUCAACCAGCAAAAGAGAACAUGCUAUGCUCAGUCUAGCCAGAUCCGUCAAAUACGCCGGAAGAUGAGGGAAAUCAUGGUUAACCAGUCACAAUCAUGUGAUCUCAAGGAGUUGGUUCGGAAGUUUAUCCCUGAGUCGAUUGGCAAGGAGAUUGAGAAGGCAACUUCAAGCAUCUACCCUCUGCAGAAUGUAUUCAUCAGGAAGGUCAAGAUCUUGAAAGCUCCCAAGUUUGACCUCGGGAGGUUGAUGGAGGUUCAUGGUGAUACUAGUGAAGAGAUUGGUGUGAAGUUGGAUAGGCCAGCUGAUGAGCCGAUUGCUGAGCCGACUGAAGUUGUGGGUGCAUAA
Messenger RNA from Striga hermonthica, 783 nucleotides. Lineage: Eukaryota; Viridiplantae; Streptophyta; Magnoliopsida; Lamiales; Orobanchaceae. The record is from the annotation of a GenBank genome assembly.